Chironomus riparius is the source of this 1104-nucleotide messenger RNA. The record is from the annotation of a GenBank genome assembly. NCBI's taxonomy places the organism in Eukaryota, Metazoa, Arthropoda, Insecta, Diptera, Chironomidae.
GCUAUUCAAGAUCUUUGUUUAAGAAAAAUUAAAUUUAUUUUCCGGCUAUUAAGUGCAUUUACGCAAUUACUUCUUAGAAAAUUCAAUUUCUAUUGAUAAAUGGAAGAUUUUGGGGAUUUUAGAGAUUUAGAUGUGAUUGGAAAUGGAGCAUAUGGAAUUGUAUAUAGAGCAAGAGAUCAAACAAAUGGAACUUAUGUUGCACUCAAAAAAAUUAGGAUUUCCAUCUUAUCGGAUGGAAUUCCAAUGACUACAUUAAGAGAAAUUUCUUUAUUAAAAAAUCUCGAUUCCUACAAUCAUCCACAUAUUGUAAAACUUUUAGACGUAAUUCAUCGAAGAGCGGAAAGAGAUAAUAUGUUGGAAUUAUAUCUUGUAUUUGAAUACUUAGAACGUGAUUUAGCCGAUUACAUAUCUCAUUUACCAACCUCAACAAUUAUACCUACACAUCAAAUUCAGCGAUUAUCUAGAGAACUUUUAAAUGGAAUUGACUUCCUUCAUUCACAUCGUAUUAUUCAUAGGGAUCUGAAACCUUCUAAUUUACUAAUAGCUAGCGAUGGUACUCUUAAGAUUGCAGACUUCGGACUUGCAAAAUCAUAUGACUUUGAAAUGAGACUUACAUCCGUUGUUGUAACGUUGUGGUACAGGAGUCCUGAAAUUUUAUUAUGUCAAUCAUAUAAUAGUGGUGUAGAUAUUUGGUCAGCUGGAUGUAUUAUAGCGGAAAUGUACGCAAAAAGGGCUUUAUUCCCAGGAAGCAGUGAAGGAAACCAAUUGGGAAAAAUAUUCGAAUUAACAGGAAAACCAAAUAUUGAGGACUGGCCGAAUUGUUCAGUGGAUUUAGAUCAAUUUUUGAUGACUAUACCAUGCGAACCAAGACAACUUAUACCAAGACUGGAUGACUUUGCAAAUGAUCUGUUAAAAAAUAUGUUAGCUCUUCUACCUCAAAAUCGAUUAUCGGCAAGUACGUGUCUUCAGCAUCCUUAUUUUAAUCAAGAACCACUUUGAUAUUUAGAGGGAUAGCUGAAAAACUGUAAAUAAUCCAAUACAAAUCUUUACCUGCUAAGUGUUCUUCGAAAAUUCUAUUUUUAUUGUAUCACUUAUGAUUGAUUC